GUACACUUGAUUAGUUAAGGAAGAGCUAUUUUGUAAAGGGAAACCAAGGUUGUUGGUGUACGCUGAGGGUCUUGGAGGCAGGCGGCAGGGUUGCAGGUUUCCGGGAGCAGAACCGCCGUGUCAUACCCCCCCCUGUCCUCUCGUAUCCCCCUUCCCUCCUCCCUGUAUUCCCCUGUGUGUGAGUGACCCCACAACCCCACCCGACCUAACCUGAUCACCCGUGUCGUGUCACCGCUCCGACUUGAAGCCGCCCUGUCACCCCAUGCUUGGGACAAAGCCAGCUCACUGCCAGCCCAAUGACUGCCUGGAUCAUCCUGCCGGUCAGCCUGUCUGUCUUCUCCAUCACAGGAAUAUGGAUAGUGUAUGCCAUGGCUGUAAUGAAUCACCAUGUUUGCCCUGUAGAGAACUGGUCCUACAAUGUAACGUGCACAGAGGAGCUGCUCCGACCAGGCUUUCCCAAGACCUGUUGCACCGUCCAGGACAUUCCCCUCAUCAGUAAAUGUGGUUCCUACCCCCCUGAAAGCUGCCUGUUUAGCCUCAUUGGCAAUGUUGGAGCCUUCAUGGUGGUGAUGGUGUGCCUUCUGCGCUACGCUCAGGUGAUAGAGCACAGCCACAGAUGUUGGAUCAACACCAGCGCUCUAGUGUCGGGCUGCACCAACGCAGUGGGUCUGGUCAUGGUGGGCAACUUCCAGGUUGACCACGCCAAAUCUCUUCACUAUGUGGGCGCCGGCGUGGCCUUUCCAGCGGGUCUGCUCUUUGUGUGCUUGCAGUGCGUGCUCACCUAUCGGGUGGCCGUCACCGCCCUUGACUACUGGAUGGCCCACUUCCGUGUAGCUCUGGCACUCGGAGCCAUGGUGUCCCUCGUACUCAGUAUCCUUUUCUGUUCCAGACCUCUUGGUGGUGCUGGAAUGGCCGUAUCAAGGACGCCCAGGCUUCCCUCUCCCCGGCCACUUCAUCCAGCUCUUCCGGGGGGAUCCCGAGGUGUUCCCAGGCUAGCCAAAAGACGUCGUCUCUCCAGCGUGUCCUGGGUUGUCCCCAGGAUCCCCUCCCGGUGGGACAUGCCCGGAACACCUCGGCGGUGCUCCCGGUGAGGGGCGGAAUCCAACCCUCACCAGAAACGAGUCCGACUUAGUGCCGGCAAUGAGGGGCAAACUCUCGUACAGGGACCGGAACAGCGCGUAUCAAUCAGGGGGUUCGGUACCCCCUGAUUGUUUGACGAAACAGACAUGCCACAAAAAGGUAAUGGCAGACAAAGGAGCAGAAAACAGGCAGUGGUGAAAACAAACUGCUUGAGUUUUGUUUUUAUGAACGGGAGAAGUCCAAAUCAUUUUGAUUGGUCGCCUAGCCCUUAUUGUGAAUGGACAGACAAGUGUUUACCUUUUGUGUGUAUGUGGUUUAUAUUCAUUUAAAUAUACGUAGGGGUCCAGGGCUAUGUAGCGUGGUGAAUUAUGUGGGGUUUUUGUUCAUGACUUGAAUGUGCUGAUGGCUACUGGGAAGAAGCUGUCCCUGAGUCCGUCCCACUCCACCGAUGACUGCGGUCCGCUUGUACGUUUGCCAGCAGGGAUAACUGAUAUGCAGAUCCCGGACAUCUACGUGUUUCUCACUCAAGACAUGAUUUACUGUAGCUCUCUGAGGUUUACUCUUCUUUUUGGAGCGGCAUAGAAAGCCAAGCUCCCUGCUCGUCAUUGCUCCUUAACGCCCUCCUCUCAGGUGGUAUCUUCUUUGUGCACGAGAGCUUCACGCUCCAGCACGCCGCAGCCAUCUGCGAGUGGGUCUUCACCGUGGACAUCCUGGUUUU
Messenger RNA from Phycodurus eques (leafy seadragon), 1798 nucleotides. It is a transcript of the gene tmem150aa, whose product is annotated as transmembrane protein 150Aa. The transcript has 8 exons. NCBI's taxonomy places the organism in Eukaryota, Metazoa, Chordata, Actinopteri, Syngnathiformes, Syngnathidae. The coding region runs from base 297 to 1091 and encodes 264 amino acids. Gene Ontology annotation, biological process: protein localization to plasma membrane. The record is from RefSeq and is a predicted model, not a curated record.